Molecule: messenger RNA, 1209 nt
Organism: Kwoniella shivajii
Lineage: Eukaryota; Fungi; Basidiomycota; Tremellomycetes; Tremellales; Cryptococcaceae
Exons: 7
Coding region: 1-1209 (402 amino acids)
Biological process (GO): signal transduction; protein phosphorylation
Cellular component (GO): cytoplasm
Molecular function (GO): protein serine/threonine/tyrosine kinase activity; protein serine/threonine kinase activity; ATP binding
Source: RefSeq, a predicted model, not a curated record
AUGUCAGGCGUUGGACUUGUAAAUGGCGUUCGGGUCACUCCCGAUGACCCUAGCCGAGUAGUAACUGUACAGGCUCAAUCAGGGAAAACUGGUAAAGAGAUGAGCAUCUCUUAUACCAAUUGCAAAGUAGUAGGAAACGGUAGUUUUGGUGUCGUUUUCGCUGCAAAGAUGCUGCCUGUGAAACUUGACGAUGGAGCAGAGGAGCCUGAAUCAGAAAUUGCUAUUAAGAAGGUAUUGCAAGACAAGCGAUUCAAGAACCGAGAACUACAGAUCAUGCGACUCGUCGCUCAUCCCAAUGUUGUCGACUUGAAAGCAUUCUUCUAUUCAAAUGGUGACAAGAAAGAUGAAGUUUAUCUCAACCUAGUCCUUGAAUUUGUGCCCGAGACGGUAUACAGAGCUUCGCGACAUUACGCCAAGCUUAAACAAGCUAUGCCAAUGUUACAGAUCAAGUUGUACAUGUAUCAGCUUCUUAGAUCGCUAGCAUACAUUCAUUCUGUAGGAAUUUGUCAUCGAGAUAUCAAGCCCCAAAACCUAUUGCUCAAUCCAGCUACAGGUAUACUCAAACUAUGUGAUUUCGGUUCAGCCAAAAUCUUGAUUGCAGGAGAACCAAACGUUUCAUACAUCUGUUCAAGAUAUUAUCGUGCACCAGAAUUAAUCUUUGGUGCAACAAAUUAUACCACAAACAUCGACAUUUGGUCCACAGGUUGUGUGAUGGCCGAAUUAAUGCUUGGUCAACCUCUGUUCCCAGGUGAAUCAGGUAUCGAUCAAUUAGUUGAAAUCAUCAAAGUUUUAGGUACACCCACAAGGGAACAAAUCAAAACUAUGAAUCCUAAUUACAUGGAACACAAAUUCCCUCAAAUCAAACCUCAUCCAUUCACCAAAGUCUUCCGACCUCGAACUCCUCAAGAUGCCAUUGCAUUAAUCAGUACUCUGCUCGAAUAUACCCCAACGGCAAGAUUGACUGCUCCUGAAUCUUUGGUUCAUCCCUUCUUUGAUGAGUUGAGAGUGGAAGGUGCUAGAUUACCUAAUGGAAAGGAAAUGCCUGCUCUGUUUGACUUUACCAGGGAAGAACUAUCCACCCGUCCUGACCUCAUCAGACAGCUCGUACCUCCACAUGCUGAACCUGCGCUUCAUGAGCAAGGUAUCGAUGUCGAAGGUUUUGUUCCUAUCCCAUUGGAACAAAUGCGCAUCUCCCUCGAUGUGAGUUGA